AUGAUUGAGCAGAUCUCUCGCUCGAAUUACUCCGACAAUGAGAUGGAACAAAGUGUUCACGAGACAGUGAGCAGCAUGAAGCGUGCCAAAGCAAAGGCAGCAGCUGAUUCAGGGGAAUGGAAGGUCGCUUAUGUAAGGUUGGUUAUAGGAGAACUGGAGCUGAGAUUGCUGGACAUGGAAUUGACGAGGAUCUCCGAGGAGGAAGAGGAGAUAGAAGCUGAGCUUCAGCGAUUGAUGGAUCAGAAGAGAGAGCUGUCGCAGCAGCAGCACUACGCAAGUUAA
Messenger RNA from Linum tenue, 282 nucleotides. The record is from the annotation of a GenBank genome assembly. NCBI's taxonomy places the organism in Eukaryota, Viridiplantae, Streptophyta, Magnoliopsida, Malpighiales, Linaceae.